AUGGAUUCCUUGGUUGAUGUUUAUGUGUUGUGGCUGCACCUUCCGGAAUUGCUGCUCCGCAUCCUACUGGUCCGUGCCGGAAUUGAAGUAAAUCCCGGACCAUGGUUCUGCACGGUUUGCCAGAACCGACUGCACCACAUGUCAACACAAUUAAGGUGCAACUCUUGUUUGGGCUGGUGUCACCUUAGGAAUUGUUCCGGACUAAAUCAUGAAAGGGAGUGGUCGGAGAAUUACGUUGCCCCAUGCUGCCAGGGACGUAGUUCAUCGGCGUCUUCGGCAUCAUCGUCGUCAUCCUACGCCACACCUCCACCCUCCCCACCGCAAUCACAACAACAGCAGCAAAUACAACAACAGCAGCAGCAACAACCAUCGCCGCUCACACCAUCGAUUGCAGUCCGUAGACCUGGGGUGAUAUCCAUAUUGCAGUUCAACUGCAAUGGCCUCCAAGGGAAAAUAACUGAGAUAACCAGAUUUAUGCGCCAACACAACAUCGUGGUCGCUGCGGUCCAGGAGACAAAACUUACGAGUAAUUCCAGUCUGCAAAGUUGCAACGGAUACAACGUUCUCCGAAAAGACCGCACCAGAGGCAACGGUGGAGGCAUCGCGUUUAUUAUACACAAUACCGUGCAGUAUAGGGCUCUUUCUCUCGAUCUGAAUUCUAGAGACCAAUAUCUUGAAGUUCAGGGUAUUGCGGUCAGAUCGGGAGAUACGGAGUUGGAGCUCUAUAAUGUCUACAUUCCGCCAGUAGCCAGUUGUCCAACAGGCUACCAUCCCGACAUUAGGACCUUACUAGAUGGUGAUACUCGUUUGGUCCUAGGGGAUUUUAACGCUCACCAUCAGCUCUGGCACUCAAGUCUUGGGGAAGACCAGAGAGGAGCGUCACUGGCGGAACAGAUUGACGAAUCCACCUUCUGCACACUAAAUGAUGAUGCCCCCACACGGAUUAUGGGUAAUUGCGCAAGUUCGCCAGACAUCACCAUAGCGAGUCCUGGUCUGAUUAACUGCACAACCUGGCGUGCAGUUAUUUCUCUAGGAUCAGACCAUUUACCCAUAAUCGUUUGUCUGGAUAGACCCAACGAUUUCAUCGUCUCUGAAUGCCGAACUUACAUCAACCAAAAGAAAGCAGACUGGCACGGCUUCAGAGAAUUUACCGACCGCAUCUUCAAUGGUCUACCGAUUCCCUCCAACGUACACAAAGCAGAGAGGAAGUUUCGCGAAACCAUCACAGCAGCAGCCGCUCGCUUCAUUCCCGCUGGUAGAAUAUCCGUAGUGCGACCGCACUUCCCAGCAGAAGCAGCGGGACUCGCAGAUGAGCGUGAUGACAUCCGAAGUACCAACCCUGACGACCCUAGGAUCGCCCAGCUGAACCGCGAUAUCAGCAGGUUGGUAAAUGAGGACAAGCGAAACAAAUGGUUGGAUCAUUUGAAGAACUGCAACUUAAGUUCUGGAGUUGGCAAGUUGUGGUCCACAGUUCGGUCUCUCUCCAAUCCGACUAAGAAGGAUGAUAGGGUCGCGAUUAAGUUUGCAGAUACCACCAUAUCCGACCCUAAACGGUGCGCGCGAGCUUUUUGCCGACAAUUCAUUGAGCACCCCGAGAGAGACAAGGCGAAAAGAAGUAUUGUCCGCAAACUACACGAUCUUCCAGUCUCGGACACCACAACUUUACACGCCAACUGA
Calliphora vicina (urban bluebottle blowfly) is the source of this 1677-nucleotide messenger RNA. RefSeq lists its product as uncharacterized. The coding region runs from base 1 to 1677 and encodes 558 amino acids. The transcript has 2 exons. Gene Ontology annotation, molecular function: catalytic activity. The record is from RefSeq and is a predicted model, not a curated record. NCBI's taxonomy places the organism in Eukaryota, Metazoa, Arthropoda, Insecta, Diptera, Calliphoridae.